Molecule: messenger RNA, 1100 nt
Organism: Oncorhynchus kisutch (coho salmon)
Lineage: Eukaryota; Metazoa; Chordata; Actinopteri; Salmoniformes; Salmonidae
Product: voltage-dependent L-type calcium channel subunit alpha-1S-like
Exons: 5
Coding region: 1-648 (215 amino acids)
Biological process (GO): calcium ion import across plasma membrane
Cellular component (GO): voltage-gated calcium channel complex; membrane
Molecular function (GO): high voltage-gated calcium channel activity
Source: RefSeq, a predicted model, not a curated record
AUGGCUCUGUUCGCUGUCUCCACCUUUGGAAGGAUGGCCAGCACUCACAUUCAUAGGACCUGGCCCUGUCUACACUACAGAGUGGUCGUGUCCAUCUUCUUCAUCAUCUACAUCAUCAUCAUCGCCUUCCUUCAUGAUGAAACAUACUUCGUCGGUUUUCGUCAUUGUCACCUUCAGGAGCAGGGAGAGCAGGAGUACAAGAACUGUGAGCUGGACAAGAACCAGCGUCAGUGUGUGGAAUAUGCCCUGAAGGCCCGUCCCCUACGUCGGUACAUCCCUAAGAACCAGUACCAGUACAAGGUGUGGUACGUGGUCAACUCCACCUACUUUGAGUACCUGAUGUUUACUCUCAUCCUGCUGAACACCAUCUGUCUGGCCAUGCAGCAUCACGGCCAGACCCACUCCUUCAACGAUGCUAUGAACAUCCUCAACAUGCUCUUCACCGGCCUCUUCACUGUGGAGAUGAUCCUUAAACUCAUCGCCUUCAAACCACGGCAUUAUUUUGUUGAUGCAUGGAACACAUUUGAUGCCUUAAUAGUUGUGGGUAGCGUUGUUGACAUAGCGAUCACUGAGGUUAACGUAAGUAGCCCACCUUUCAGUCUGCCUGCCUACCUCUCACUCUCACCUCUGAGCAUCAAUAGAAUGUAGACUAUUGCAUUGUCUCACAGCACUUGUUUUGGGUUUGGUUUUUUUGUACAUUACUUUCAAUGUAUAUUAUCAUCACAAUGUAUAUUAUCAUCACAAUUGGGGACAUGUGAAGUCCCCAAGGCAUGACUGACACUGUAUAGCAUGAUUGGAAAAAAAGGGUGAUAUAUUCAGGCCUGAAGAAAAGUCAUUGUAAACUAUUUGUUUACAUAAAGCCUUUAGCUUGUAUGCAAAGCUAUGCAUGUAGACGUGCAUUUAUUCAUGAAUAUUUACUGGUGUGUGAUGUCACCUUUCAUGAGAAAUUCCUGGCCUUGUUCAUAAUAUAAACACGAGGUGAUUAGAAUAUAAACAGAAAUGGAUCUCCUAUAUAAAAUACAUUUAGUCUCUAUUGAGGGGCUCCUGAGUGGCGCAGCGGUGUAAGGCACUGCAUCUCAGUGCAAGAGGUGUCACUACAG